This is a messenger RNA of Lingula anatina, 2499 nucleotides long. RefSeq names its product medium-chain acyl-CoA ligase ACSF2, mitochondrial. Lineage: Eukaryota; Metazoa; Brachiopoda; Lingulata; Lingulida; Lingulidae. The record is from RefSeq and is a predicted model, not a curated record.
UUCCGUCUGGUGUAGCAUGUGAACACCUUGCUGUUGCACACUGAUAGGGCCUGCCACACUAGCCACCGAGAUGGAGGACAUGAAACAAGACUUGCCAGAGCCCCUGAGUUACACAUUUCACCCGUCAAGUCGAGAAUACCAGAGACACAUUCUCCCUCAUUAUCUCGACCGAGGGGUCAAAGUUCACCCGGAAAGAGAGGCUGCUGUCAUCUAUAAAUCGGACGGAGAAAGAACUCGGCUCACCUUUAAGCAAUACCAAAGCCAGUCUAUCAAACUGGCGGCAGGUCUUCUUCGAUCCGGUCUCACUCAUGGCGACCGUGUAUUGCUUGUUGCACCAAACAGCCUGGAGUUCAUUGUCAUUCAAAUGGCCUGCGCAAGAAUCGGUGUGUUUCUUCUUCUGCUUAAAUUUGGGGCGUCAUCAGAAGAGGUUUUACAAGAGCUGACGUAUUACAAAUGCCAAGCAAUCAUGGUUCAGUCCUGUGAGAGCAGGCCGGGGUACGCCCAGGGUGUGGUGAAAGCACUUCAGCAGAAAGACCAGGGGCAAGGCGUCGAGAGCGUCCUUGCAGUCUGCGUUUCUUUUGGCGGUGGUCAAAACACCAUCUCUUAUGAUGCUGUCAUGGGACCGAACCCCAACCACAUAUCGGCGGAGGAAAAAGAUGCAGUUGCAACAGCUCAGUCACGUGUUCAAAUGGAGGAUCUGCUCCUUGGAAUGAUGACAUCCGGCAGCACAGGGAGACCCAAGGCGGUGACAAUGACCCACUUUCAAUUUAUUCAAGCCACUUUUACUGCUGCUGAGAUAACUCGACUCGAAGAUGGAUCCCGGCUUCUUAACGAACGGCCAUUUACUUGGGCAGGGGGUGUUGGUUUUGGUAUUAACUUCAUGGCGGUCACCGGAAUAACGCUUGUUUCCAUGGAUCCAGAGAUAUCGGUUAAAAAAGCGGACACAGAUUUAGUCAAGAAGAUACUACAGGAUGAAAGGUGCACCCAUCUUCUUGCCAUGCCUUAUAUGAUGUAUGACUUCAUUUCCAGUAAAGAUUUUCAUAGCUACGAUUUGUCACACUUGAAGUACGCGAUAACGGGAGGCCAGCCAAUACUACAGGAGUCAGCCGUGUCGUUUGUGGAAAAAAACCCGUCUUUGACGCUCGUACAGGUCUUCGGCUCUGCAGAAUUCAUUCUUACCUUCCGGCAAAUGACCAACAGCAGCAACGUCAAAAGACCGGACUUCGGUUUCCUCACAAUAUGCAGCGGUGUUGAAGCCAAAGUGGUGGACGACAAUGACCGGCUUGUGCCGAAAGGAACCGUAGGAGAGCUGUGUGUUCGUGGACCAAGCGUGUUCAGCGGCUACCUGGACAACCCCGAAGCUACAGCGCGCGCCCUAACCCCUCUCCGCUGGUACAAAACUGGUGAUAUGAUGGUCAUGAACGAUCAGGGACAGGUGCGUUUUGUCGGGAGGAAGUCGGAUAUCAUCAAAAGGGCCACUGUAAAGGUUCAGCCCGCAGAAGUCGAGGAGGUACUUGUGCGGCAUCCAAAGAUCGUCCAAGCGUAUGUUGUAGGAGUACCGGAUGCCCGGUUCUAUGAGGAACUCUGCGCAUGCGUCCAGUUCCAUGAUGACGCCAAUCCUGUGGAGGAGCAGCUCCAGGAGUUAGAGACGUGGUGCGGGGAGUCCUUUCUGCCAGGUCCAGAUGGCCUUACACUGGCACCGCGAUACUUUCUUGCUUUCCAAAAUUUCCCAAGAACAGGUAACGGCAAAAUCAACCGCCGAGAAUUGAGAGCAAUGGCUGUUAAAAGAUUGGAGUUAAGUUAGAUGUUUUAACGUCUGAAUGUCGCGCUUCAACUUUCCUUUUUUCGAACUUUUGGAAUCACAGAUGAGACAUUUUUCUUGAAGGCGAACUGAAACACUCCAGAAAGACCUUUUUGUGAACAACAUUAAAAAUUUCCUUUUCAUGACAGUCACUUAACAAAAAAAGUGUAUAGACGACUAUAUUUUGAGUUUUAUUUAAACUCAUUUCGAGUCUCGACAAAAAAUUUUCCAAUUAAGGAAAACCUACAAUUUUAGUUGAAACUUGAUUAAAAGUUGGCAAUAGUUCAUAGGCUUAUUUUACAAACCGGACCAAAAUUAAGUUUAUGCAUAAAAUAUAUCAAACUCUUCUCAGAUAUAGGCUGACGGCCAUAUCAACAUGCCCCGUUACUAGCACUUUCAACUGAAGCUUGAGUUACACUUACGUCUGACUUGCAGUGAUUGUGAUAAUGGCGGAAACUGUUGUUGGUGUUUUUCCCUUCCAACUAAAGCCUCGGUCACAACCGGACGCACGAUUUUCAGGAUCGUGCGUCCCCUGCGAUUUUUAGGUGUUGCAGAGGCCGUGGAGGUCGUAGAGGUAGAGGAAAGUCUGCCUUGCGAGUCGCAAGGGCCACUUGAGAUGACCUUUCAGGCAGGGAUUGCAAGGAGCGAUGGUCGUGGAAAUUGUACUCAUUUCUUGAGUUUGUCUUGCUUCCUGUGUA